This is a messenger RNA of Mizuhopecten yessoensis (Yesso scallop), 3041 nucleotides long. Its product is annotated as tubulin epsilon chain-like. The transcript has 12 exons. Gene Ontology annotation, biological process: microtubule cytoskeleton organization; mitotic cell cycle. Gene Ontology annotation, cellular component: cytoplasm; microtubule. Gene Ontology annotation, molecular function: structural constituent of cytoskeleton; GTP binding. The record is from RefSeq and is a predicted model, not a curated record. Lineage: Eukaryota; Metazoa; Mollusca; Bivalvia; Pectinida; Pectinidae. The coding region runs from base 153 to 1616 and encodes 487 amino acids.
CUUGAUGUGCACGAACUUUAUUGUCUCAUUAUACAAGCACCACAUCGACUCAUAUAAAUAACAACAUGGACGAAGAGACGAGAAAAUCUGUUUAUUUACACACGUGUUUAUGACAAUUCUGUCUGUUUGACUGAACAGAAUAUUGUUUAAGGAUGACUCAGUCCAUUGUUGUCCAAGUUGGCCAAUGUGGAAACCAGAUUGGCUGCAGGUUCUGGGACUUAGCACUACGGGAACAUGCAGCUGUCAGCAAGAGUGGACUUUAUGAUGAAUCUAUAGGAAGCUUUUUCAGAAAUGUUGAUUCGCGUUACGAUGAUCCAGCUGACAUCCCACUUGGGACAGGAAGAGGCAAGAUCAGAUCCCUCAAAGCCAGGGCUGUACUGGUGGAUAUGGAGGAAGGCGUGGUCAAUGAGAUGAUGAAGGGGCCACUCAAGGAGGUGUUUGAUUUCCAACAGCUCAUCACAGACGUGUCAGGCGCCGGCAACAACUGGGCUGUUGGUCACAAGAUGUACGGUACACAGUAUAAGGAGAAGUUGACGGACGUGAUACGAAGGGCCGCCGAAUUUUGUGACUGUCUUCAGUGUUUCUUCGUCAUUCACUCUAUGGGAGGAGGUACUGGUUCAGGAGUGGGUACUUUCAUUUUGAACUUGUUGGAAGAGGAAUAUCCCGACAUAUAUAGGUUCGUCACAGCAGUUUACCCCUCAGCAGAAGAUGAUGUGAUUACCUCCCCUUACAACAGUGUCCUGGCUAUGAGGGAACUGACAGAAAAGGCUGAUUGUGUGUUACCUGUAGAAAACCAGGCACUGAUGGACAUAGUUAACAAGGUUAGUAAGUCUGUGCCAUCCUUGAAAACCGGCAAGAAAACCUUCUCUGGACUGUCGGAGACCAUGAAGGCCGGCAGUGCCAUAACAACAGGAGAAGGGGGUACAGUCUCUAAAGCUGAGGAGCGACCUUUUGACAGCAUGAACAACAUUGUGGCUAACCUUCUCCUGAACAUGACCAGUUCCGCUAGGUUUGAAGGGUCGUUGAAUGUUGAUCUGAAUGAGAUUACAAUGAACCUGGUCCCGUUUCCACGGUUACACUACCUCGUGUCAAGCCAAUCACCGCUCUAUGCAAUAGCUGAUGUGAAGCUGCCUCCAAGAAGACUUGACCAGAUGUUUUCGGAUGCUUUCUCCAAAGACCAUCAACUGUUACGUAGUGAUCCGAAACGCAGCCUGUACCUGGCCUGUGCCUUAAUGGUCAGGGGCAAUGUGGAGAUAUCUGAUGUCAGACGGAACAUUGACAGGUUGAAGCCGAACCUGCAGUUUAUCCACUGGAACCAAGAAGGCUGGAAGACUGGUCUUUGUUCUGUGGCCCCAGUUGGUCAGCCCUACUCCCUCCUGACUCUCGCAAACAACACAUGUGUUCAUCACACAUUCACUGACCUCAAGGACAGAUUUGUCAAACUCUACAAACGCAAGGCUCAUAUACACCAUUACACCCACAUAGACGGUAUGGAGUUAUCCGACUUUUCUGACAGCCUGGAAUGUCUGAACACUAUUAUCACUGAUUACAGAGACCUAGAGAGACAGCUCAGUAACCCACCACCCACAGAACCAAGGCUGCAGGUCAUGACCUGAAUCCAAAUACACCAAAUUAAAGGUUUAAUGUUAAAACUGGAACAAAGAUUGUUCACCUGCCAUCAUUGGAACCCUUUGAGCGUACAGAAACCCAAUUGAAGGGUCAAAUGUCAUGACGGGGACAAAAUUUCAAAAAUUGCUGCCAUCAGCAAACUUUACAUUUCAUGUCAGGAAAUGCCCUUGAUCAAGGUUUCCAGGUCAUGACAGUCGCAGACAAAGGUCAACCGACAGUGCCAGCCUGUCAGUAGAAUGGAACAAGUAAAAGUGUGAAUGUGGGGAAAAGUUUAUAGAACUAAUAUUGACUGAAUAUUAGCCGAGAAAGGUCAACGUGUCAUCAAGAGGUCAUCCUCUGACCAACCAGAAAAUGAACAUUCCAUAUCUAUAGUGUGAACCUAAAACUGGACAUUAUCCAAACUGGACACUUUUGGGAGCCAGAUGGAUGUGCAUGCAAUGUUAAGAAAUAUUUUAAUGUGUGUAAUUUCUACUUAAUGAUAAUAUUUUCUCAGCUCAAAUGUAUAUUGAAUUUCUUAGCUACUAUUUAUAGUUCACUGGACAAUUUGAGGUUGGAAAUAAUUACGAAGAUAAAACUCACAUUAUUUAUCUUUCAUGCCACAUUAUUUAUUAAUAUGCUAUUUUCGAAAAACUGUUCUUUUCAAUAGUAAUACUUCUUUGGAGACAAAAUUCAAUCAGCACCUUCUGGGACUCUAAAAAAUUCUUGAUAGUGAUUUUCUCCCAGUAUACCCAAAGCCAAAAUUGUAGUGUCCCUUUCAGCGAACAGUUGCACCUGUUAGCCCUUUCACCCCUAUGUAACUUUAGUAAACCUUACUAUGCAUUGACCUGGAUGAGUCCAUUAUGGUGUACAGUAGUGAAAGGUUUAAAGAGCCGAUAUGGUCCUGGUCAUAUCUUUUAUUCUAUUUAAAAAACAGCACAAUGGAAAUAUCAUCCUGUAAUAUAAAAGAAAUGUGGUAGUGUCUAUUUAUGAAAAAUGAACAAACAUUUUUUAGAAUUUAUACUAUGGUUAAAGAUACAGUAGACCUUGAAACUUUCCCCCCAACAAAACUUUCCCCCUACACCGGCAAAACCCUUAUCCGCCCAGUGUUGAUUUCACCCUUCACAUCUAAUUUCAAUAUUUUUACUAUUAUUCAUUACAAUGGUAGGUAAUUCCGCGCUCAUUGCCGAGGGGGAAAAAGGCUCAAGUUAAGCUGUGGAAAAAUUAUCUUGGUAUACAGUAUUCACUACGAAUUAAAAAUGUGUUGACUAUAAAUAAUAUGAUCUGAAGUACUUUAAAUAAAAUUCAACUUUCAUAAUGAAUACCCAUUAUGUCAUAUAUCUUGUUAUUUAUUUUGAUACUUGAGUAUUUGCCCAUAUGUUUUAACUGUUAAAAGGUCAUCAAUAAGAAUAACUGUUUUGAUAAUAAAUUUAUGA